Messenger RNA from Medioppia subpectinata, 296 nucleotides. Lineage: Eukaryota; Metazoa; Arthropoda; Arachnida; Sarcoptiformes; Oppiidae. The record is from the annotation of a GenBank genome assembly.
AGGAGAUCCACGACAUACCCAUGAAUGUCAUCAUUAGACCCAUUCCUCCCAUUCUGGAUGAGCUCAAAGUGAAGAGUCUUAUGAAUACCAUUGAAACAUUACCAGAAACUGUUCCGCCGAUAGACGUGCUGUGGAUUGUGGGCACAAAUGGUGGUAAUUAUUACUACUCCUUCGGCGGUUGUCAUCGAUAUGAAGCCCAUAAAUGUUUGGGUCGACCGACCAUUCGUUGCAAACUCGUUGAGUCCAAUGUCAAUGACUUGAAGUGUUAUUUGGGUUCUUCGACACCCGAUCUCAAG